This is a messenger RNA of Fragaria vesca subsp. vesca, 1722 nucleotides long. Its product is annotated as serine/threonine-protein kinase HT1-like. Gene Ontology annotation, biological process: protein phosphorylation. The record is from RefSeq and is a predicted model, not a curated record. Lineage: Eukaryota; Viridiplantae; Streptophyta; Magnoliopsida; Rosales; Rosaceae. The transcript is spliced from 6 exons. Bases 372 to 1412 code for a protein of 346 amino acids. Gene Ontology annotation, molecular function: protein kinase activity; ATP binding.
UCUCUGCUCUGCUUCUUCCACUGACAGAGGUCCUGAGCUUCCUCCCCUUUUUUAAAUUCUGGGUCUGUGGGUGGGUGCCUCUGGCUAUUUUAUUCUCUGCCUCCUGAACAAAGGCACACAUUAGAUUUGUGGGAUCUGCAACCGUGUUUUCAGGUCAUGGGUCUGUUCUCUCAAGCCUGCUACAUCAUGCCCUUUUAUUAUAGACUAUAGAAGGGUCACAUAUUCUAAUGUAAAUUUUGUUCCUUCUUUUAAACUGACCCAAAGCUCCCAGCUUUACUUCAAAUGUGAUCAUACAAGAAAAGGGUAUGUGCAGUUUUGAUUAGUAGAGAUUAGUCUAGUGUAGUGAGUUGAGCUGAGUUUGGGGAGGAAGAAUGGGAGCAGCUGGGGGUUUGGAUUUAGAUGCCAAGUGGCUUAUUGAUCCGAAACAUCUUUUUGUUGGUCCCAGAAUUGGGGAGGGUGCUCAUGCCAAAGUCUAUGAGGGAAAAUAUAAGAAUCAAAAUGUUGCUGUGAAAAUUGUCAAUAGAGGAGAGACCCCAGAAGAGAUUGCCAAGAGAGAAGCACGGUUUGCAAGGGAGGUGGCUAUGUUGUCCAGAGUGCAGCAUAAAAAUUUAGUGAAGUUCAUUGGUGCCUGCAAAGAACCUGUCAUGGUCAUAGUGACCGAGCUUCUUCUGGGUGGGACUCUGCGCAAAUACCUGUUCAGUAUGCGUCCGAGGUGCUUGGACAUGCCCGUGGCAGUUGGGUUUGCACUUGAUAUUGCUCGUGCUAUGGAAUGCUUACACUCCCAUGGAAUCAUUCACCGGGACCUGAAACCUGAGAAUUUGAUUUUGACUGCAGACCAUAAAACAGUUAAACUUGCCGAUUUUGGCUUAGCAAGAGAAGAGUCAUUAACAGAAAUGAUGACUGCUGAAACUGGGACAUACCGAUGGAUGGCGCCUGAGCUUUAUAGCACAGUUACAUUAAGACAUGGAGAGAAGAAGCAUUACAAUCAUAAGGUGGAUGCUUAUAGCUUUGCAAUUGUAUUAUGGGAACUCAUUCAUAAUAAGCUGCCAUUUGAAGGCAUGUCCAAUCUGCAAGCAGCAUAUGCAGCUGCUUUUAAGAAUGUGAGGCCAAGUGCUGAAGACCUGCCAGAGGAUUUGGCAUUGAUAGUAACCUCAUGUUGGAAAGAGGAUCCAAAUGAUCGGCCCAACUUUAGCCAAAUUAUACAGAUGCUACUGCAUUAUCUCUCUACUAUUACACCGUCAAAACCAGCAAUCCCCCAACGAAUAUUCAGAUCUGAUAAUGCUGUACUGCCACCAGAGUCCCCCGGUACUAGUUCUUUGAUGGCUACACACGAUGAAUCGGGUGAAACACCUAAAGCAGACAUGCAGGAGAAACCUAAAGGUUUUUUCUUCUGCUUUAACCAAUGUUGUUGAUACUCCGAAAAAACUUCUAGCCUUGAGAAAGGAGAUGUUCAGUCAUCCGAUAUUACUGUCGAAAUGGGACAGUUUUCUUAACCUUAGUUUGGUCUGAUGGAGAUCAACUCGAUAGGAAUUUAGAGUUCUGGAGUUGGGGGUUGCUGUGAUGUAGUUACGUUGUAAAAUAAGGUCCAUCCAAAAACCUUUUGCUCCUAUUCAAGAUAACUCCUUUGAUCAUGUCAUGAUCUGAAUCAAUUGACUGUAACACAAUAAUGUAUCGAGAAGUGUUUUCUUGUUAACAUUCAAAUGCUUUAUGCUACUUCUAUGA